UGUUAGAAUUCCUACUUUGAGACUUGAUUCUAUCGGUUUCGUCCCUAGAAUCUAUUUUCCCGUCUCAAUUGGUAUCUUGAGCCUUGGAUUCAGCGCAUCAUGGGUCCAAAAUACAAGAGUGUGAAAAUUUUGAGUGCUGUGGAAGUAGAAGAGAAGAUGGAAAUGGGUUUAUGUUUUGUAUGCAAUGAACCAUUUACUGUAGAUCAUGCAUUGAAGCAUAAAGGCAUACGAUACAAAGUUAUAGAGAUGGAUGAAGAAGUCGAAAGGGAUUUGUCUGAGAAAUUUCAACCUGAAGCUUCCUCAGAGGACAAUAAUCUUCAAAUCGAUUGUCACAAAGAAAGUGUUGCGCAUGAUGAUGACACGUCGAAAGUAGCGGUGAACGUUGUCGACGACGAGUUUGCACACUUCCAUCAAUCUCAAUCUGUAGAUGUCAUUUCUAUUGAGCCAGCCCCGAUAAUUGUCGAUGAACAAGAGGAAAUGGUUCUUCCGGCCAUUGACAUAUCAACUAGCUCUGCAAUUUCUUUUCCCUGCUACGACAUCCUUAGUAGUGCCAAAUUCUCACCUCGUCAGGUUAGUGUUGAUCCCGUAUCUGAUACCAUAGAGACUUCCCACUUCAUGUCAUUCAACCAACCACUGUCACACUCUGUUCUCCUUACGGGCAGAGAUUUCCAACCUCUGAGCCACAUUUGUGAGCUCCCACCGCCACCGAAACCACCCGACAGGGUUGUCACUCCAAUGUCGUCCCUCAAUUUGUCUUUGUUGGUCACCACCGGAAAGCACUUUUCAAUCUUACAAACUUCCCUCCAACUGUUUGAUGAAAUGCCAAAGUGCCACAUAACUUCUCUAACUUCUCUACCAACUGUUUGGAGUGCAAUCAUCAACAGGUGCAUGAAUAAUGAUCAGUUUGUUGCUUUUGAUUUGUUCAAAGACAUGCAUAGGAUGCCUACUACCCCUAGUGAUUUUCAAGAGUAUUUUGAUGACAAGCACAUGCUUUGUGCCGCUUGGUUGCUGGAAAUGCUUAAUCUAUAUGAAAGUAAUUAUGAAAACUGUGCUGAAAGUGAUCCUAUAAAGAAUUUUCUAAUUGAAGAAAUUAAGGUUUUGAAAGAGGUUAAGUGGAUUGGUCUUCCAAAUUUCAUGCUGCAAGCUGCAUUUAUUUCUUUACUCCAGAGAAAGCUUCAAGUGUCCACUCAAAGAGCAUGUGAGAAACUGAUUGCUAAACAGAAGAAUUCAAUCCAACAUGUGAUGGAGGCUGUUGAGUGUGGAAAAACAAAGGGGUCAGAAUAUUUGGUUUUGUUUCUAAAGCUGGUGUUUAUAGUUCUGAUUUGGAGGGUUUGGUUAGAGUUUCGAAUUAUCCACUCAUGAAGGUGAUAAGUAUUCCAAUACAUGAAAAUGUUCUCAAUUUGAGCUCUGAAAUUUCUCUUACAGUAGAUUCCAUGCAUGACAAUUUUUAUGAAAUACUUAAUCUAGCCUUUUUGCACAUUAUUGGGUGGCCAAACUUUGAAGCUCUAGUUAUGAGUGUUGCUACUAUUGUUCAUGAACACGAAGCCUAUCAUUACCAUCCUUGGUUUUUAUGGAAGAUGGAUAAAUUUAUUCACUUUGUCAAUUGGGAUGUAUGUGUAAAGGCAACUCUUACUAAUGAUGAACCACUUCUUGAUAUUGAAAAUGUCUAUUUUGCAUCUGCCACUACCCAAAGCUUUCUGCAAGCCCGUCAAAGAAGAAAAUAUGUGGCUGUUUUGCAUAGGAAAAUGAUUCACAAGGGAAAUGUUCGAAAUGCUAAAGUUUUAAUCAAAUGGAAAGCCUUGCCUCUUAAACACGGCACUUGUGAUUGUUCAUCCUUGAGGACAAGGAUGUUUGAAGGGGAGGGUAUUGUGACAGGAAUUAAGUAUAGUUUAAUAGUUUAUUUUAAAUAAAUAGUUUAUAUUAUGUCAUUUUACUUUAUUGCCCUUGUGGUUGUAUUUAAAGGCAUUGUGCCUCAUUUGAAACUUAAUCAAUCAAUCAAUGAACAAUUAUCUUAUUCUCUCAAAACUCUCUCAUUUAUGUUUGCAUAAUCUCAUUUGUACCGAAUUCUAUUCAAUUUGUUAGAAUUCCUACUUUGAG
Trifolium pratense (red clover) is the source of this 2097-nucleotide messenger RNA. RefSeq lists its product as uncharacterized. The transcript is spliced from 2 exons. The record is from RefSeq and is a predicted model, not a curated record. Bases 100 to 1362 code for a protein of 420 amino acids. Lineage: Eukaryota; Viridiplantae; Streptophyta; Magnoliopsida; Fabales; Fabaceae.